Molecule: messenger RNA, 828 nt
Organism: Trichoderma breve
Lineage: Eukaryota; Fungi; Ascomycota; Sordariomycetes; Hypocreales; Hypocreaceae
Product: serine hydrolase (FSH1) domain-containing protein
Exons: 2
Coding region: 1-828 (275 amino acids)
Cellular component (GO): nucleus; cytoplasm
Source: RefSeq, a predicted model, not a curated record
AUGCGUAUUCUUUGCCUCCAUGGUUUGGGAACAAAUUCCAAAAUUCUCGAGUCACAGCUUACAACACUCCGGUCUCGGCUCCCUUCUGAAUGGGAAUUCGAAUUUCUUGACGGCGAAGUAGAAGCGCAACCAGCUCCCGGUGUCUCUGAGUAUUUCCCCGGGCCUUACCUAUGCUACUAUGACGAUCCUACCCCUCAGGCGGUGCAAGACGCAGUCGAUAUGAUCAUGGACGUUGUCCAGGAGGACGGACCAUUCGACGCUAUAUUAGGCUUCUCGAAUGGAGCAGCUCUAGCUGCGACCGUGAUAGCGGCUGGAAUGGAGAAGGACCCCUCAGAUCCCCCAUUCAAGGCUGCAAUCUUCAUUUGCCCGACAAUGCCUUUUCGUCUUGACUCUGGCCCUCUCCAGGUUACAGUCACCGAUCCGGACACCAUAACCGCGAUACGACAUGACCUUGACGAAGAGGCAAACAAAACCUACGACUGGCUCAGUGACCCUGAAACGGCUGGCAUCAUGGAUGAAUUCGAGAAAAAGAAGAAGAGACUUGACUACAGCGAUUUGAGCAGGCUUCCUCAAACCGUAGAGCUGCUCCUGCGAUACCACCCAGAUGUUCAGGCACGAAUGCUACAUAUCCCCACUGUCCAUGUGAUUGGGGACCAGGACGAGUAUAAUGAGCAGGGCCACAAAUUCACUCAGCUCUGCGACCCGAAGCUCCGGAAGAUUAUAACACAUGGUGGAGGACAUCACUCUCCCAAGGAGAAGGGAGCUAUUUUGAAAACCUGCCAAGCGAUGGAGUGGGCAUGCGAUAGAAUCAUGUUCUCUAGCUAUUAA